AUGUUAAAAUUACAAGUAACUGUUGGAUCAUCGUAUGAUCCAUCGACACAUAUUAUUUUCCUUCCUAAUGAUGAUGAGAAUCCUUUUUUUAUUGAUACUGAAUAUUUCACUGGAAGAAUUUGUGUUCGCGUUAGAGAUUUUAAAGGUGUACCUCCACCUGAAAAAAAACUUUUAUCAUCGAGCCCUUACUUUAAUGGAAACAACUAUCAAUAUUCUAUACAAAUUCAAGGAAGGUUUAAAGGAAACAAAUGGACAGCUGACGAUAUUCUUUUUGGGAAUGACUUUGAUCGCAAGAUUAAUUUACCCACCAUCAGUUGGUUAGGAUUGAAAAUAUUGAAAUGGAUUGACCCCGCUCUAGAAGCUGAUAUUUAUUCGGAAAAACCUUGGGCUUAUAGUCCGUUACUUUUUACUACUAAUUCUGCUCGUGUUCAAGAUUCAAAUGAUAGUAAUGAUUUACCUCCAUGGCCUUCUCCAAAUGGUGAACAUCUUAAGGAUGAUACUAUUUAUGAUCCUAUUAUUGGAUCAUUGAUUUCCACUGAUGAAACUUCACUGGAAGUGAACGAUGAAAUGAAUAAAAUGAAUUUUAUUGAAGAUAAUGAAAAAUUGAUUCCUGAAGAGAUUAAGAUGGAAAAAAAUGCAAUAUCUACACCAACAUCUGUUAAAUUUCAACAACAAUGCCAAGGAACGUUAACACCAAAUUCAGUCGCAAGAUGGGCAUCAGUUAAAUCACCAUCAUCAAAGAAUCAUUUAACUCCUUACAGGCGUCUAGUUGUAUCUCAAUUCGAAUCCAAUGCUUCUUCAAGUGAUGAAAGUGCUAGUGAUGAUGAAUUUGAUUUCGAACAAUCAUCUGUUGACUGA
Molecule: messenger RNA, 858 nt
Organism: Racocetra fulgida
Lineage: Eukaryota; Fungi; Glomeromycota; Glomeromycetes; Diversisporales; Gigasporaceae
Source: the annotation of a GenBank genome assembly